AUGGGCCAGGGUGAUGGACUCACAGCGUUGGACUCAAGACUUCGGUCGAGCGAGGGUUACUGGCCGAAUCCGGGCACGCCAACGGAGUCUACUGAUAGUAAUAGCAUGAUGAGCUUGAGAGAUAGCAGUAGUCUCUUUAAUCAGGGUCCAGGUGCCCUGGAUGAUAUUAUGAGCUUUCUCGACAGCGAGACCCUCGAUUCUUGUCCUGAGAGUUUAUCUCAUCGUCUCCAUCCCAGACCUCUGCACCAUUACACAAAUCAGCCGAAUCACGCAAAGGGCCGCGUACAUGCAGAAUCUUCGCAUGCGCAUGCAUACGAUAUCCAAAACAUGCAUUCUCAACUAGAGCGCCAAAAGCCACCACUACAGCCGCAACGCCAACGCCGUGUUCCCACAAAGCUCGACACUAGAGACUUCGCCCAUCAUGUUGAUCAGGAUCAGGAUCAGAAUCAGGACCAAGGCCUCGGUGAUCUCAGCUUUUUGCUGCCAUCGCGUCCUAUGAGCAUUGCGACUACCGCUAUGACGACAACCACGAUGGACAAUGGCUUCGAGCCUUACCCACCGCCUGCGCGGCCCGGGAGGGAACAGAUCGAGCUACGCGUCCCACCAGAUGCACGGCUUGGUCGGGACAGUCUACGAUAUAAUUCACAACAGUACCGCCUCAGUGCGAUUGACACUGAAUGUCUGUUUCCUGACGACAGCUUAUCAACAUCGGACCGGCGCCCAUCUUCUUCACGCAGUCAUCUUGUUCAAUGGCGACGCACCCCGAGUGUCAAGUCCGACUCUAAUAAACACCCGAGGGCUUCUUCUGAUCUUCAACCCCCAACGUCAGAUAACCGACCUUCAGCAACGAUCACGAGGGAAGAGUUUGAGUCUCUCCCGCCGACGAUACAGCGAAAAUACUUCUCAACUAUCGAGCGAUCGCAAUUGGCCCACUCUCCAGACUUGGGACGACAUCAACGAUCCGGGAGCGUCGGACAGGAUCAACUCCUCACACCCUGGUCAUCACUUCCAAGGCCACCUAGAAGAAGCUACGAGCCCCAAGAAAGACCCAUUACCUCGGAUGCUUCUUUACAACACCUGGAUCGUCCACGUAUUGCUUCUACAGAUCAACGAUUCUACGCCAAUCUGCCCGAAAAGAUAAAACGCCGGCAUCUCACAGACGAGGAGCUUCUAUUCGCAUAUCAAGCACAAGAAACUCGAAGUGAGGCCACAGAAGAGCUGCCAGAUAAGACUGAUCUUGAGUGGCAAUCACAAAAUAUCAUGUUGCAGUCUCCAAUCCCAAGCCCAAGGUUGUCCGGAGGGCGACCGUCCUACUCCAGCAUGCUGCCCCGACAAAAUGAUAAAGCAGGAAAGAGCUCAGAAACGACAAGACCGGAUUCUUUUUACGAUAGCUUCCGGUGGUUGGACGACGAAGAAGGACUUGAUCUUCGUCUGUAUCUAGAUGAUUAUCACAUCAACCUGCGCGAGGAGGUACCGGUCCCAAACAAGAGCCGAAGGCCUUCGUUCCGUCGUCACCUAUCUAUCAACAAGCUACCAUUCGGAAGGCCGUCUAUGACUUGCGACAGACUUGCGCAAGAAGAAAUUAUACCUUCCCCAACUGCUGUUGCUCCCCCUGUCUCGCGCAGCUCCGUUGUCGGCCCGUUCGGUCACAGCCGCAAGAAGUCACGGGCCCGAGCAUUGUCGUUGAUAUCUGCCAACAGGCAGAGUAUGAUUUCACCGUUGCAAUCCCCAAUUGAUCCUGCCGCAACUCACUAUCAAGACCCUGAGGCUCGAAAGAAGCUGCGAGAAUGCCUAGCAUCACCACAAAAGUUUGACGAAGCUAUCGAGUUUGGGUUCUUUUCCGACGGAGGAUCGAGGCCUCAGACAGGAGUGUUCAGUAAGAACACUGUUCAUCAACAAGACAGGUUACGCAGCUUCCUGGAGGAUGACCGAUCAUCCAAAUACAGUGACGACGCUUCAGCAGCCGAGCCUGAUUCCCCAAAGACGCCUCAAUUAUUCGACAAGCCACAUCACAUUCGAUCCGUGAGGAAUAGUAUCGAACACUCUUCACAUUCCAGGAUGGAUAAAUAUAUGCCGGACACAAUGGCCAGUCGAGAGAUGACGCUUCGCAUGACUUUGACGAGACCGGAUCUUCGGCAAAGCGAGGACCAAAUCUAUGGCUGGAAGCAGGGUAGUAGCCACGCGGGCUCAGGCCACAACGAACCUGCCUCGAGUCCGGCCAUAUACGCCCGUGGUGGAAACCCUAAACAGAGCAUCGAAAGGCAACUUUCUGCUUUAGAUCAAUGGGAGGAUCACCAAGAACACGACAGCGGUGCCGUGAAAAGGCUUUGGAAUCGAGUCAAGCGGUCUUGA
This is a messenger RNA of Fusarium pseudograminearum CS3096, 2352 nucleotides long. RefSeq lists its product as uncharacterized. The coding region runs from base 1 to 2352 and encodes 783 amino acids. The transcript has 2 exons. The record is from RefSeq and is a predicted model, not a curated record. NCBI's taxonomy places the organism in Eukaryota, Fungi, Ascomycota, Sordariomycetes, Hypocreales, Nectriaceae.